Molecule: messenger RNA, 1816 nt
Organism: Aedes aegypti (yellow fever mosquito)
Lineage: Eukaryota; Metazoa; Arthropoda; Insecta; Diptera; Culicidae
Gene: CSN1b
Product: COP9 signalosome complex subunit 1b
Exons: 4
Coding region: 109-1560 (483 amino acids)
Cellular component (GO): COP9 signalosome
Source: RefSeq, a predicted model, not a curated record
AAAAUGAAGAAGAAGUAGUGCCGACAUCGAUGAGAAAAGUUUCCCGUAAAAUCAAAACAGCAUUGUUUUUUCGAAUAAAAUUAUUGUUACAAAAUACAUAUUUCAAUCAUGCCAUUGCCACUAAUCGCACCGAAUGCAGUUGAGCCGAUGCAAGUUGAUGCUCAGCCGGAAGAUAAUGAGAACAACGAAGAAGACAUGUAUAUCGUGGAAAAUCCGACCAUCGAUUUGGAGGUGUAUGCCAACCAGUAUACAGGGCUGGCCAAGUUGCACCGGUUGAUCUACAUAGCGGACCACUGUUCUGCCCUCCGACUGGAGGCGCUGAAAAUGGCCAUCAACUAUGUGACCACGACGUACAACGUAACGCUCUAUCAACAUUUGCAUAAGAAGCUGGCCGAUAUGUCCGGCGGAAGUACCCUUCCGGACGUCGCGGCUCAGUCCAGUUCCCAGGAUAUACCAAGCUUCGAUCAAGCAUGGGUUGAAACGAAGAGCAAGAAAUCUGCAUUGAAGUUGGAAAAACUGGAUUGCGAUUUGAAAAACUAUCGAGCAAACUCUAUCAAGGAAAGCAUUCGACGUGGACACGAUGAUCUCGGAGAUCAUUACUUGAACUGUGGUGAUCUGUCCAAUGCACUAAAAUGUUACUCCAGGGCUCGUGAUUAUUGCACUAGUGGCAAACAUGUGGUUAACAUGUGUCUCAACGUUAUCAAGGUUUCAAUCUAUCUUCAAAACUGGUCGCACGUAUUGAGCUAUGUGGCCAAAGCGGAGAAUACCACAGAAGUAGCGGAGACUUCGAAAGACAAGGAUCCCAAUCAGGCCGUUAUUACACGUCUGAAAUGCGCAGCUGGGCUAGCUGAGCUUGCCACAAGGAAGUAUAAGUCUGCCGCGAAGCACUUCCUGCAGGCGAACUUCGAUCUGUGUGACUUUCCGGAGAUGAUUUCCACAAACAAUGUGGCAAUGUAUGGAGGCCUUUGCGCUUUGGCUACGUUCGAUAGGCAGGAGUUGAAGAAUGUUAUUUCUAGCAGCUCGUUCAAGCUUUUCCUCGAACUGGAACCGCAGCUUCGUGACAUCAUUUUUAAAUUUUACGAAUCUAAGUACGCAUCCUGUCUGAAGCUACUCGAUGAAAUCAAGGACAAUCUCCUGCUGGAUAUGUAUAUUGCACCCCACGUGAAUGCGCUAUAUACCCAAAUCCGCAACCGAGCUUUGGUGCAGUAUUUCAGCCCAUACAUGUCGGCAGAUAUGCGUAAAAUGGCAACUGCCUUCAAUCGCUCGGUAGCGGCACUUGAGAACGAACUCAUGCAGUUGAUACUGGAAGGUCAGAUUCAAGCACGAAUCGAUUCGCAUAACAAGAUUUUGUAUGCCAAGGAUGCCGACCACAGAUGCGCAACGUUCGAGAAAGCUAUCAACGUAGGAAAUGAGUUCCAGAGGCGUUCGCGAAUGCUCAUUUUGAGAGCUGCCAUGGUGAAGCACCACAUUCAUGUCAAGAACCAACCUCGCGAGAGCAGUCAUGCCACGGAAAUUCUCCCAGCUACAGGAUCGUCCUCUUCUACCUUAGUGCGCAACUGAUUGAAUGAAGAUGAUUUCUUCUUUCGAUUCAAGAGAAAACCUAAAUAGAAAGAAUAUGACUACAGAUGAUAACAGAAUCCCAAAUGGAGUUUCAAAGCCAGGAAUGGAAAUACGAGUGAAUAUCGUUAUCGGAAAACGGCUUCUGAUUCGACGGAGCAAGAAGAAUGGAACAAAUUCACAUCUCUUACAAUUGAUAUGUCAUACUGAUUAUAAUUCAAAAUAAACGUACAUAGUUCGGAAUAAUUCAAGUUUAAAA